GCGGAACAGGCGGAGGGGGAACCGCGGGACGGGGUUGGAGCUUGGGCGGCAACCGAGGCGGCGCUGGAGGGGCGAGCAGGCGGCGAGAAACCUCGGGCGGGGCGGCGGCCCCCAGCGCUGCGUGGGCGGAUCGUCCCCUGGCCUCCCCUGUAUGUGAGAGACGGGGCCGGCGCCUCGAGUGGAGCCGGACCGUGGGAGGGUUGAGCCGGGAGCCGCCGCGGGAGGAAAGGAGGCUGCGGGGAGUGCUUCCUUCCUACUGCCCGCACUGCCUGGUGCGGCAGCCCCAGCAUGGAAGCCAUCGCCAAAUACGACUUCAAAGCUACGGCAGAUGACGAGCUAAGCUUCAAACGGGGGGAUAUACUUAAGGUUUUGAACGAAGAAUGUGAUCAGAAUUGGUACAAGGCAGAACUCAAUGGAAAAGAUGGCUUCAUUCCCAAGAACUAUAUAGAAAUGAAGCCACAUCCGUGGUUUUUUGGAAAAAUUCCCCGGGCAAAGGCUGAAGAGAUGCUAGGCAAACAGAGACAUGAUGGUGCCUUCCUUAUCAGGGAGAGUGAGAGUGCUCCUGGGGACUUCUCUCUCUCGGUCAAGUUUGGAAAUGAUGUGCAGCACUUCAAGGUGCUUAGAGAUGGGGCUGGCAAGUAUUUCCUCUGGGUGGUGAAGUUCAAUUCUUUGAAUGAGCUGGUAGAUUAUCACAGAUCCACGUCUGUCUCCAGGAACCAGCAAAUAUUUCUACGGGAUAUUGAACAGGUGCCACAGCAACCAACGUACGUUCAAGCUCUGUUUGAUUUUGAUCCCCAGGAGGAAGGAGAGUUGGGUUUCCGCCGCGGAGACUUUAUCCAAGUCCUUGACAAUUCUGACCCCAACUGGUGGAAGGGAGCCUGCCACGGACAGACGGGCAUGUUUCCACGCAACUAUGUGACCCCAGUGAACCGGAACAUCUAGAGAUAAAUAUUACAGAUUAUUUAAAGAAACAAGAGAAACAGUAAUUACAUACAGAGCCUAACUGCAGCCAGUGACCUAAAAUCACACGGCGAUAAAACCUGAGUCAUCUUUCACCGUGAGGUGAUCCUCCUUCACAGUGUGGAACUUCAGGGGCUGAAGGGGUUGGGGGGGAGGGAAGAGUUCAACUUACACACCAAAACUUAUCAAAAAAGAGAAGAAAAAAAAAACAACAAAUAAUGAAUUUUCAGCUGCUCCUGGGUUACUCCCUUUCAUUUACUUAAUGUUUCCCCUUGUCCUCUGUCCAGGCAUGAAGUUUUAAUGCCAUUUAAAAUUGUAGCCAUGCAGUUAAAGGAAAAGGGAGAAACUCUGCUGGUAUUUUCUCUCUGCAAAUGGUUUAUUUGUCAUGAAGGGACAUGAGAGGAAAACCAAAUACACAGUCCUGCCUUUAAAAAAAAAAAAAUAAUAAUUUAAAAAGUCUCUGCUCUUGCCUUCAGCAUUCAGCUGCUCUUGCCUGAGAAAGAUGAGGUAUUGCUCUAAUUUUUGUCUCUUCUCCUUUGUCACUUUCUUCUGAAGCUCAGCAGCUUCCAGGCUGAGGAAGGGAGAAGAGUUGUGGAUUUCUUUUUUUGAGUCACAGAGUUACUUUCAGAAACUCCAAACUACAACCGAAGUUUGUUAUUGCUGUGCUGAUAGUCUUUUUGUUUCUUUUCUUAACUGUGUACGGUUGAGCACAUUCUGUAAUUUUUUCCAUAGUGCCUUUCCCUUGGUUGUUUUUUUUUUAUUAUUAUUUUUUAAGUUAAAAGGACAGUCCAGAGCUUUUCAGAGGGCCUUUUUUUCCUGCCUAUGUGUAAAUAAAUACUUCUGGAUGGAAGAUGUAAAGGAAGGGUGGCUUUGUCAAUGGAUACCUGAAAAAAAUCUACAGAUGGAGCUUUGUUCUAAAGAUUUAACUUGUUCUUUGACUUUCCUUUUUACAGGGG
Molecule: messenger RNA, 1916 nt
Organism: Tympanuchus pallidicinctus (lesser prairie-chicken)
Lineage: Eukaryota; Metazoa; Chordata; Aves; Galliformes; Phasianidae
Gene: GRB2
Product: growth factor receptor bound protein 2
Exons: 6
Coding region: 289-942 (217 amino acids)
Molecular function (GO): protein binding
Source: RefSeq, a predicted model, not a curated record